Naumovozyma castellii is the source of this 1386-nucleotide messenger RNA. RefSeq lists its product as uncharacterized. The coding region runs from base 1 to 1386 and encodes 461 amino acids. Lineage: Eukaryota; Fungi; Ascomycota; Saccharomycetes; Saccharomycetales; Saccharomycetaceae. The record is from RefSeq and is a predicted model, not a curated record. The transcript has a single exon.
AUGGUUUUUAAAUUUUGCAUCAACACCUCUCGUCGUUUAUUAGCCGCUUUCAUCCUGAACGGAUGUCUAACAAUAAUAUUCAUCCUCGCAUUAUAUAAGCAUUAUGUCUCCUCAUAUCUGGAAUCAAGCAGUCCUUUCGAGAAAUUAGUGACAAUCAUAUCAUCUCCCAAAUCAUUCCUUCAGAAAAACAAAAAUGUCAAGAGAGAUCACGUACCAGAUUCCGUAAAGGAAAAGCCAGUAUUGGAAGAUUUGAAAUUACGCCCUUCCUUAGCUUACUAUUAUAAUCAGUACGGUAUCGAAAUUGAAGAAUUCAAAGUAGAGACUGCAGACGGUUUUAUUAUUGAUUUAUGGCACCUAAUUUCGAAGACUACACCUGUUGCAUUCCCACAUUCUUCCGAGAGACACCCUAUCUUGAUGAUCCAUGGCCUUUUACAAAGUAGUGGUUCUUUUGCAUCCAAUGGACAAAACUCAUUGGCUUAUUAUCUCUUCCAUCAAGGGUUUGAUGUCUGGUUAGGUAAUAAUAGAUGUGGAUUUGUUCCAAGUUGGAACCCAAAGAAAGUCAAUUCAAGGAAACAUUGGGAUUGGGACUUAAAUGAAAUGGUAAAAUUUGAUUUACCAAAACUAAUUGAUACUGUUUGUAAAAUUACUCAAAAUGAAAAAAUUUCCAUCAUGGCUCAUUCUCAAGGAACAACAGAAUUGUUUAUGGGUCUCUUAAGAGAGAAUGAAUUGAAUUUAAAUAUUACUUCAAAUAUUGAAAAUGUCGUUUGUUUGGCACCUGCUUUAUAUCCGGGUUCCUUGUUAGAAGAUUCACCCGUGUUAAGAUUAUUAUCAUUAGGGAUAGAUUCAAAAUCUCUGUUUGGAAAGAAAGUAUUUUUAAACGUCAUGAUGAUGGUAAGGAAAAUCUUCUUGGGGACCAGCUUUUUCUCAUUUAUUUGCUACACUUUUUUCUCGUAUCUUUUCGGCUGGAAUGACACCUUAUGGGAUGAAGGUUUAAGAAAUAGACAUUUCCUCUUCUCACCAGUUUUCGUUUCUGUAAAAUUGAUGCAAUGGUGGUUAAGUAAUGAUCCAAAUAAAGAAUCAUUCAUUAAGGAUUAUAAUCAAUUUUUCCCACAAUAUAAAAAAUGGUUUCAUAAACAUCAAAGAAAAAAUAUUCCAAAUUUCUUAUUAUUUGUGCCGGGCCAGGAUAAAUUGGUAGAUGGAAAAAAAGUAAUCAAGCAUUUCCAAGAUUUUGAAAUGGAUACAUCCUAUAAGAUUUGGUACAUUAAGGAAUAUUCUCAUGUGGAUGUUUUAUGGGCCAAUGACAUUAUUGAAAAAGUGGGAAAACCAAUUGUUAUGAAUUUAAGGUUACCAAACCGUCGUCCAACUACAGCAGAUAAAUUAAAUUAA